AAGCGCGGCGCGCCGGCCUCGGCCGGCCUCGCGCCGCCCGGCGCGGGGCGCCGGCGCAUGGGCAUCUGCCCGGGCACGAGCGCCUACGACGACGCCGUGUUCGUGGGGCUCUCUGCGCUGUGCGUCGGCGCGUCCGGGAGCUCCGGCGGGGGGGAGGCCCACGAGGGCGGCGAUGGCGGAGGCGCUGAGGGAGGCGUGGGCAGGGCGGAGGGUCACCAGGAGUCGCUGGCUGGGCGCUGCGACGCUGGGGACGGCCCGCCGCAGGCCGCUGCGGAGCCCCUGGGCGUCGACGGCGAGCAGGGAGCCGCACCGUCUUCACCGUCUUCCUGA
Prorocentrum cordatum is the source of this 330-nucleotide messenger RNA. NCBI's taxonomy places the organism in Eukaryota, Dinophyceae, Prorocentrales, Prorocentraceae. The record is from the annotation of a GenBank genome assembly.